GUUUUUUUUGUCAUCUAGAAGCUUUUGUGACAUUAACUUUUUAAAUUUUUGCCGAAUUAUGUACCUGAGGGAUAUUCAUGAAUUAUGAACAGAUUCUGCUUGUAAUAGAUAUCCUUAGUGGCCUUAUGUGUGAAUUUGGAGCAAUAGACCGCUACACUUUAUCGCGACCAGAACUAUACGAUAGUUGAUUACAAAACUUUUUAGCAGGAAGAUUCUAGAUCUAUGUGCAUUUUAUUUGGAUUGUGUCUUUUGAAUAGUACUUAGAAUGAAAGCCAUCUAAUAGAAACACCAACGCAUGUGUAUAAUGUAAUGUGUAGGAAGAAGAUAACAUGUCAGUGUAGUCAAAGUUAUCUGACAGCUUACUAGUGACAUGGGCUGAUGACUCAUACCAGAUAACUUAUACCUGCCUGUGCUUGGGGUCCUUGGGGUAAAUACUUUGACUUUUUGAAAGCGUUCGUCCUUGUGACUCAAAUAUCACCCAAUAACCAAUUAAUCCAAAUGUGAUGAAUGGAACUCGUCUGCUGAAACCACAGCAUACUUCAGAAACGAAAGAUGUUUGCAGAGUUGUCGUCCUUGGUUAUCAGGGCGUAGGAAAAACAGCACUGGUCGUCAGAUUUCUAACCAAACGAUUCCUAGGAGAAUAUUGUCCCACUCUUGAAAGUAUUUACAGAUAUAGCUCUGAUAAAUCAGACGAAGAUGACGUGAGAAUGGACAUUCUGGACACUGCUGGACAUGCCGAUACUCAGUCAUGUUGGAAUGAAGGCUACGCUCUCUGGGGAGAUUGCUUUGUUUUGGUCUAUUCCAUUACCGAAGAAAUCAGUUUUAAGGAAGUGCAAAAUUUGAGACAUCUCUUGGAGGCUGCCAAAAGACAAAAUGUUUAUUUCUGUGUCCUAGUCGGCAACAAGAAUGACCUUGUGUACGACAGACAGGUCACGACCUCACAAGGUCAAGAGUUAGCAGACGAUAUAGGUUGUAAGUUUUAUGAAGUCUCAGCUUGCGAGUGGAAUCAGUUACCUCAGGUUGUAGAUAUCUUCAUUGACCUCCAUGCCACUUGGCGACGUUCCAAACAAGCAAGAGAUGGGCGCCCAAGGAAGUCCAGCUCGAGCACCAAGUUUAGACAAGCCAUACAGAAAGUCAUCUCUGGGAAAAGUUCCAACGUAAAAAAAAAUGACAGCCACCAAUAAUGGAAGUGUAUAGGACUAAGCGUGCUGGGGGGGCGGCGUCUCUAGGGGAUAGUUUGGGAGAGGGGGUCGUCAUAAGGGGAGUGUUAUGGAGUGUUGACGGGCUGUCUCUAGACUCUAGGGGAUUGUUGGGGGCUGUCUCUAUGGGGAAUGUCUCUAGGGGAAUUUGGGGGGAGGGGGCUGCCCCUGGAAAUUUCGGGAAACCAUCUGAAGGCAAGUUUUGGGUGCUGUCUCUUAGCGAGUGUUAGGGGGCUGUCUGUAGGGAAGCUUUGGUGUCUGCCUCUAGGGAGUGUUCGGUGUAGUCUCUAGUGUUUAGGAACGUUAUUGUAGAUAUCAACACAUUUCUGAUUACGUUCAAGUGUAUAUAAUGACAGUUUACAAAUGUUGUUUCCUUUGUUAGUCUUAAAGAUCUGAUCUAAACAGCAUCACUGUGUGUCCUGCAGUAUCCUUGUGUACGAUAUUACCUCAUGGUGUGUUAAUUUGUAUCACAUAUAUCAUGGUGUUUUAAAUUGUGUCCCAGAUAUCAAUGGUGGGUCAUUGUAUCCUAAUGUAUUAUAUUAUGUCGGUAUAAGGGUGGGAGGUUAAAUAUUUCAAGCGAUGUGGCUGAUUUGAUUCCACCCUCGCCAGUAUCAACUUGAAGAUAUUUGAUCACAACCAUUUGAAAUUAGGAUAAAAAUCGAUUCAUGUGUUCACCCGUCCCAAAUGUCCACGUCUCUUAUGGUAACGUACCAUUGCGUGGGAUACUCUUAUUUGACCUCCCCAGUUUUACUUCUUUUGGUUAUCUCCCUUAGACUAAUGGUUCUCUAGCAUGAUACUGACACAAUUUUUCCUUAUCGAUGACAACAUAUGAACUAAUUGAAAAAUUUAGACAAGAAGUUGAUCAUUUUGUAAUAAUUAAUCAAUUUUGUUUUCUAUGGCAAAGGGAGUUAAACCUUGCAGUGUGGAGAGGUAUGGAAGUGUUUUUGCUUUUUCACCCCCUUAGAUAAGAUUUGUUUUUUUUAAAGUAUUUUGUAAAAAUAUUUUGCUUAUUGUUUCGUAGGGAUAAAACUGCUCGCUUUGAUUUUAAAGUUGGUUGUGUUCAACGGACAUUGCAACCAUUUUUGUACCUCUCAUAUCUUUAGGUUAAUGAAUUCAAUUAUUGACAGUCUGAUAUAAAGCUGCAUAACCUCCACCUGUGCGAGGCAGCCGAGAUUAGUAGUUAGGCUACAGGUGGUUGGAAGUUGUGCUGGUCAUAUCUUAGUAUAUUUCAUCUUAUCUUAUGAAAUACAGACGUUACUUCAAAAAAAAAAGAUUACGUUUUACGCGUGUCCCUAGGUCAAUUUAGUCAUGUUAAUCAAUGACUUAAAUUCUGCCAAGUCAUUGGUUUUCCUGGUUGACUUAGGCAACCCAUUCCAUGCUCUACUAGGAAAGAAAUUUAGAAUUUUAGAAAUUUAGAAACUCUUCAGGAUAGGGAGACUUAAAAGUAAAGUAACAAUUAUACAUAAAACUUUAAACCAUAAUCUUCACACAAAUGAACAACUAAUAAAAUACCUAGAAAGACAGACAAAGGAGACAGGAUAGUGAGAAAAAAGUCCCCCCCCUCUCUCUCUCUCUUGUUUAAAUAUGGUGGACAGCGCAUAUAACUUCGUGCGAAAUUUUCCGUCAAUACAUUGCAUAGUCUGGAUAACACAUCUAGCAACCUUCAUGCAAAGUUCUGUAUCUAUACUGAGAACAUUUUCAACUCGUCUCAGUUUAAAAUCUCAUGGAAUUAGAAAACAAAAAUAGCACACAUAAAAAGUGCAUAAAUAUUUUUGUUACACAAUCCUUCGUUUGAUUUCUUGCAAAAAAAAUUUUUUGAACUGAAAAGAAUGUUUUCAAUAAAAGAUAUUUGUUGAUAUGCUCUAACCUAUAAAUCUAAGCUGUAAGAUUUAACGUACUACUGAUAAUAACUUUUAUGGUAAUUUAGCAGGGCAUGAAUAAAGCGCAGGCUUCUUUGCAGAGCUGAUGCCAUUAUAUAUAUAUUACAGGAGUUUUGUUUUCAAAUGAAUUAUUUGUUGCUGUUUCUUUUUGUUUUUUCAAAUCUCUAUCAAUUAAAUGUUUUAUGAAAACUAUGCACAAAAUAAAUAUAAAGUCUUUCCAAG
This is a messenger RNA of Biomphalaria glabrata, 3301 nucleotides long. RefSeq names its product ras-related and estrogen-regulated growth inhibitor-like. Lineage: Eukaryota; Metazoa; Mollusca; Gastropoda; Planorbidae. The record is from RefSeq and is a predicted model, not a curated record. The transcript is spliced from 7 exons. Gene Ontology annotation, molecular function: GTP binding; GTPase activity. The coding region runs from base 504 to 1184 and encodes 226 amino acids.